UCCUGCCAGUAAAAUGUCCUCUGUGAAAACGUUAGUGGUAGUGUCCGUUAUUUAUGUUGUAUUCAAAGUUGCUGAAUCCACUACUUAUCAGACACACGUCUGUCUCCGCCCCGGAACUGACGUCAUUGUACAACUUUUUGAGUGGAAAUGGGACGAUAUUGCCAAGGAGUGCGAGAAUUUCCUAGGUCCCAAACACUUCUGUGCUGUUCAGGUGUCGCCUCCAAAUGAAAACCGCAUAAUUGUAAACAGUACCCAUAAUCGUCCUUGGUUAGAAAGAUAUGAACCUGUUUCUUACAAGAUAGAAACUAGGAGUGGAAAUGAAAGCCAAUUUCGCGACAUGGUCAGGAGAUGUAACAACGUACAAGUCAGUGUAUAUGCUGACAUAGUCAUUAAUCACAUGACUGAUGUUCAUCACCAUGGUUACGGUACCGGACACUCGGUUUACCACGGAGAACAGCGAACCUACCCGACUGUUCCCUAUGGCGGAUGGGAUUUUCACGACUCACUUCAUUGCCAUACAAAAGAUCUAAACAUAGAAACCUAUUCCAGUUCAGAGGAAGUUCGGAACUGUCAAUUAGAGGGAAAGGCAGACAUUAACCAUGGAAAACCCUUUGUUCAGGAUUCAAUUGUCGAUUUUCUAAAUAAAUUGAUAGAUCUCGGAGUUUCGGGAUUUCGAAUCAGCAGUGCAAAAUACAUGUGGCCCGAGCAACUCAAUUCAAUUUUUGACAGACUGAAGGAUGUAAAUUCGGUAAAUGGCAAUAUGGUUCGACCUUUCCUGUACCACGAAUUUGAUGACAAACCGGGAGACGCUGUAAAGAUGUCUGAAUAUUUCAGUAUAGGCAAAGUAGAGUAUGAAAACUACGGGGUUACUAUAACAGAUCUGAUAAGAAAUCGCAGUUUGAAGACUUUCCAUUCGAACUGGGGAACAUCACGUGGAAUGCCGUCUCCAAGCAACGUAGUGACGUUCAUUGAUGAUCAAUUAAAACAAAGAGAUAUUACACACCCAGUAUUUACUCAAUCUGACCGGAGAAUGUACGAGGUCCUCAAUGUCCUACUGCUGGCCUAUCCUUACGGAAUCCCACGUGUGUUUAGUGGAUACUCGUAUAGGAAUGUUUGGGAUGGGCCCCCUCACAACAGAGAUAUGACGACGGCAGAUGUCAUUGUAAACGCCAAUGGAGAUUGCACAGGAGGAUGGACAUGUGAACAUCGACUGAAUGCAUUGUAUAAAAUGGUAAAAUUCAGAGAAGCUGUCAAUGGGACUAGUGUUCACAACUGGUGGUCAAACAAUGCAAAUCAGAUUGCCUUUUCCCUUGGAUCUAAAGGUUUCGUGGCAAUAAAUGCUGAAUCGAGCUAUAACCUUGACGCUUAUUUACAGACAGGCCUUCGGGGAGGCACAUAUUGUGAUGUCAUAUCCGGUAGUCAUAACUUUUGCUCAGGAAUACGAAUAGCAGUACGUUCGGAUGGAAAGGCUCGAAUAACAAUUCCUCAGAAUGCUCACUCUGCUGUGAUAGCUAUUCACGCCAAUGCAAUGUAUACUGGGAAAUGACAAAAAAGGAUAAGGAAAUCAUUUGUGAAAGGAAUUGGUGGAGAGUAACACAAUUUCACUAUACUGUACAAAUUGCUACUGAACAGUAAAAAGUUAAAUUAAAAACA
Molecule: messenger RNA, 1653 nt
Organism: Saccostrea cuccullata (small rock oyster)
Lineage: Eukaryota; Metazoa; Mollusca; Bivalvia; Ostreida; Ostreidae
Product: alpha-amylase-like
Exons: 9
Coding region: 14-1546 (510 amino acids)
Biological process (GO): carbohydrate metabolic process
Molecular function (GO): alpha-amylase activity; cation binding
Source: RefSeq, a predicted model, not a curated record